This is a messenger RNA of Ochotona curzoniae (black-lipped pika), 975 nucleotides long. Its product is annotated as prostaglandin-E(2) 9-reductase-like. Gene Ontology annotation, molecular function: aldose reductase (NADPH) activity; bile acid binding; androsterone dehydrogenase [NAD(P)+] activity. The record is from RefSeq and is a predicted model, not a curated record. Bases 4 to 975 code for a protein of 323 amino acids. Gene Ontology annotation, cellular component: cytosol. NCBI's taxonomy places the organism in Eukaryota, Metazoa, Chordata, Mammalia, Lagomorpha, Ochotonidae. The transcript is spliced from 9 exons. Gene Ontology annotation, biological process: doxorubicin metabolic process; prostaglandin metabolic process; daunorubicin metabolic process.
GCAAUGGAUCCCAAAUAUCAGCGUGUGGCACUAAAUGAUGGUCACUUCAUUCCUGCGCUGGGAUUUGGCACUUUUGCACCUGAUGAGGUUCCAAAAAGUGAAGCUGGGGUGGCCACCAAAAUAGCUAUUGAUGUGGGGUUCCGCCACAUUGAUGCUGCUCACGUUUAUCAAAAUGAACCUGAAAUAGGUCAGGCCAUCCGCAGCAAGAUUGCAGAUGGCACUGUGAAGAGAGAAGACAUAUUCUACACUUCAAAGCUUUGGUGCACUUUCCUUCAACCAGAAUUGGUCCGGAAAGCCUUGGAACAGUCACUGAAAAGACUUCAACUGGACUAUGUUGACCUGUACCUUAUUCAUUAUCCAGUAGGUUUGAAGCCUGGAGAAGAACUGUUCCCAAUAGAUGAACAUGGGAAAGCAAAAUUUGAAUCAGUGGAUAUCUGUGCCACUUGGGAAAUGAUGGAAAAGUGCAAAGAUGCAGGACUGGCCAAGUCCAUCGGGGUAUCCAACUUCAACCGCAGGCAGUUGGAGAUGAUUCUGAACAAGCCAGGCCUCAAGUACAAGCCUGUGUGCAACCAGGUUGAAUGCCAUCCCUAUCUCAACCAGAGCAAACUACUGGAUUUCUGCAAGUCCAAGGACAUUAUUCUGGUUGCCUAUGCUGCUUUGGGAUCAAGUCGAGAUCCAAAAUGGGUGCACAAGAAUACUCCAAUCCUCUUGGAAGAUCCAGUGGUUUGUGCCUUGGCCAAAAAGCACAAGAGAAGUCCAGCCCAGAUUGUCCUUCGCUACCAGCUGCAGCGUGGGGUUGUGGUCCUUGCCAAGAGCUUCAUUGAGAGGGAGAUCAAAGAGAAUAUUCAGAUAUUUGGAUUCCAGUUGUCUUCAGAGGACAUGAAAACAUUAGACGGCCUAGACAGAAAUCUUCGAUAUUAUUCUGCUGAUUUGUUUCUUGGACACCCAAAUUUUCCAUUUGCUGAUGAAUAUUAA